Messenger RNA from Saccostrea echinata, 3149 nucleotides. RefSeq names its product UDP-sugar transporter UST74c-like. The coding region runs from base 9 to 974 and encodes 321 amino acids. Gene Ontology annotation, molecular function: antiporter activity; GDP-fucose transmembrane transporter activity. Lineage: Eukaryota; Metazoa; Mollusca; Bivalvia; Ostreida; Ostreidae. The record is from RefSeq and is a predicted model, not a curated record. The transcript is spliced from 11 exons. Gene Ontology annotation, cellular component: Golgi apparatus.
CACGAAAGAUGGAGGAAGACGUUGGCUCAUUUUUCUCCAGAAUUGCCUCUGCUAUAUUCUAUGGCGUGGCAUCCUUUAUGAUAAUUGUUGCCAACAAAUUAACGCUGACAUCUUACGGCUUUCCAUCUUUCCAGUUCUUGGCUCUUGGUCAGAUGACCACUGGCAUUGUGAUUCUACUCUUAGCAAAACUACUUGGUUUAGUGGAAUUUCCUGGAUUUUCUUUUGGAAUAUUUGUUAAAAUAUGGCCAUUACCUAUAAUUUUUAUUGGCAACUUAUUGUUUGGUUUAGGUGGAACCAAGAAACUAAAUUUACCAAUGUUUACAAUUCUAAGAAGAUUUGCCAUUCUCUUUACAAUGAUUGCAGAAUAUUAUGUGUUAAAUGUAAAGGCACCAAGAGUGGUACAGUUUACAGUUUUUCUGAUGAUAUUUGGUGCAAUAGUUGCUGCCAGUGAUGACCUGACCUUUGACCUCACUGGUUACAUCAUGAUUUUACUCAAUGAUGUCUGUACAGCGGCCAAUGGAGUGUACACCAAGAAAAAACUGGAAGCAAAGGAUCUUGGGAAGUAUGGAUUAUUAUUCUAUAAUUCCCUCUUCAUGAUUUUACCAGUGUUUGCUUUUGCUUUGUAUAAUGGAGAAAUUGAAAAAGGUCUGGCUUAUAAAGACUGGGGGAAUCCAUGGUUUCUGCUACAGUUCUUAUUAUCCUGUACUCUUGGGUUUAUCCUGAACUACGCCAUUGUUCUUUGCACACAUCACAAUUCUGCACUCACCACAAAUAUUGUUGGUGUUUUAAAGAACCUUUUGGUCACAUACAUAGGAAUGUUUUUAGGUGGAGACUAUCAUUUUAGAUGGAUUAAUUUCAUUGGUGUAAAUAUAAGUGUGGCUGGGAGUGUGAUAUACAGUUAUGUGACCUUCAGAAAACCACCCACUGGAACAAUAGAAAUCAAAAAACCAGAAAAACCUGUACAAACAGUAUAGUAGCUUGAGGCUAUUUCUUACGUAUACCUAAUGCAUUUAUGUGAGGGUUGAUCCAAUGUCACUAGCCCUAUAUAUUCUUUGAUAAUGGAAGUCAUCAAUAAAAUUUUACAUACUUAUACCUCUAUCCAUUUUAAAUGUUGCCUCAAUUUUUCGUUCAGUUAGAUAUAAUUUAAUACUUUUUAAAAUAGUUUCAUCUGUCAUCAUAACAUUACUGACGUCUUUUAACGUUUUACCCCGGUACUUUUCGGCACUCAUUUUCAGCUCAUCCACAAAUCUAUUACUGGUAAAUCUUUUACAUGCUUCUUAAUUUUCAUCCUUUUUAAUUAAUUUUCUGUUGUCCUGCUAUAGAGUGUCUCACUUGAUUGUUUUUAAUUAUUUGAGCUGUCCGUAGUUCAUUUCCAUAUCCAUAUCGUGUGUACAUGUAGUUUUCGUAUAUAGUAGGAUUGAAGAGACUAUGACAUUAGAGGAUGGUUGAUUAUCCGUUCACUUUCUUCUUCUGUUGCAAUUUUUGAAAAAGUUGAUGACCUGAGUAAAUAUCGAGACAUGAUGCCAGACUCUUUUACUACAAAUUAGGAGAAUAACUUUAUAAAGAUAUAAAAGUUGCAUGAAAUACUUUUGUAAAUUGAAGUCGUAGAAAUAUAGAGGGAUGGGAGGGAGAAGGAUUUGAUAACUUCUAACGUCACUUAGUUUUGAAAGUUGGUGUUGUAGAUUAAAUGAAACAUUUGUAACAGAGAUUUGAAAGAUUUGUAAAUGUACCAAAACUUAGUGACAAAAAGUAACAUCUAAAAGAUGUUGGUAAUGUGUCAGGCAGCAAUAAUCAAUACCUGACAUUAUGUUUAUCUGAAUAUUUUAAAAAGUAUGACCAUAUAUCUGAAUGAAAUUUUUAGGCAACAGGCAAAAUAAGUAGAGGUACACGUACACAAAAUUUUGUUGAAAUUUUUCAACUAUUUAAGAUUUUAUAGCAGGUUACGACAUUGCUUUUGGAUCAGCCAUUGUACAACUGUUCACUGAGGAGGCAGGGUUGAUAGUUUACGUAUCUUGUGUACAAUAGGAAAUUCAUAUUAACAAGUAGAUAACCAUAACAAAAAAUAUCCAAGCUGUAAUAUACAUGUGCAUACACGUGCAUACACCUGUUAACUUAAAGUCUUAAGAAAUUCAAUUACUAUCAAAGCCUGUAAAAUCAUAAUUUCUAGCUUUCAAGGAAUUAUAAGAUUUGUAAAAUUGCUUUGCAUUGAAACUAUAUAUACAUUAGUAGUGCAUCAUAAUAAAAACUACAUGUGUAGAGAAAGAUUUACAUGCAUAGUAUGCAAGAUACCAAUAUUCAACUGCUUCCUUAAUAUGUAAGAUAUUUAAAUGAUUUAUACAAGAGUCUCUAUUUUGAAAUCCAAUUUUUUCUACAAGUUAUUGUAGCUAAUUCGACUUGCCAAGUACUUUAACACAAUUUGCCUGUCAUUCUGGCUACUGCAGAUCACCAAAAUUUGGCGACACCUUAUUUUCAUGAGAUGCUGUACAUUACUUAUUUUACGCAAGUACUUAACAUGAAAUGUUUCAUAGUCACCAAAAAGCAAGAACAUGAAUUUGAGAGUAGACUUUUUAUUAAGACAUUACAUGUAUUUUAACAAUAUGAAAAUAAAAGAGAAGAGUUUUUUUUUUGUGGGUGGUGCUUCAAAUUAAGUGAUAAAUUCAAUAAUAAAUAAUUUGUAUUUAGGAAUCUACAGUAGUUAUUUGGUAUUCAUAAGUGAGACAAAAAUUUUCACAGGUUUUGUUAAUUGUUAUAUAUGAUCUUUAAUUGUACAAAUAUAUGCGAGAAUGAAAUUUUUGUAAGGAGAUAGUCUCACGUAAUGUUCUCAUGAAAAUAAAGAUCUUACGAAUAAAGAGUGAUUUGCAGUAUCCAAUUUAGUAACAUGUACAAUGUAUUAGUACAUGUAAACACACAGUUUAAAUACUUAUUAAUUAACCUAUAAAUUGAUUAUCAUUUGUGAUAUUAUUAUAAUUUCUGUUUAACAAGGUUCUUAUUUUCAAUGUUCAAAUACUUUGUUUAUGUUAUUUUUUAAAUGUUUCUAUAGUUAUGUUGUAUAUGUUAAGCAUAUACAUGUGGAUUUUUAUAUCGGUGUCAUUUGUUGUCUAUUUUCUUGUGCAGCCAGGCAAACAUUAAACCUAAGUGGGUAUUAUAAA